Messenger RNA from Aricia agestis (brown argus), 2916 nucleotides. RefSeq names its product GPI ethanolamine phosphate transferase 1 (gene PIG-N). Lineage: Eukaryota; Metazoa; Arthropoda; Insecta; Lepidoptera; Lycaenidae. The coding region runs from base 77 to 2863 and encodes 928 amino acids. The record is from RefSeq and is a predicted model, not a curated record. The transcript is spliced from 12 exons. Gene Ontology annotation, cellular component: endoplasmic reticulum membrane. Gene Ontology annotation, biological process: GPI anchor biosynthetic process. Gene Ontology annotation, molecular function: mannose-ethanolamine phosphotransferase activity.
UGGUAUUUUGUGUUUCUUUGAAAUAGUGAUCGUUGAAUUAGUAUUUCUUUGUAAAAGUAGUUCUUUUCUUUUAGCUAUGUUUAUUCUUGGUUUGGUGAUACAUAUUACGUUUUUAUUUUCUAUAUUUGACAUAUAUUUUAAGUCCCCAAUAGUGAAUGAUGUUGUACCGUACCGCCCUCAUCAUGAUGCUGUAUCAGAAAGAUUAGUUCUUAUUGUAGUAGACGGUUUAAGGGCUGAGUCUUUUACCAAUUACACCACCAUGCCUUAUCUUAGGUCCAUAGCCAAUUCACUUGGUAGGUGGGGUAUUUCAAAUACACGAGUACCGACAGAAUCACGACCAGGUCAUGUUGCAAUAAUUGCUGGAUUCUAUGAGGAUCCUUCCGCAGUAGCAAAGGGCUGGAAAGAGAAUCCAGUAGAUUUUGACAAUCUAUUCAAUCAAAGUCUUUACACUUGGUGCUGGGGAGCUUUCGAUAUAGUUGAUAUUUUCACAAAGGGCAAUAUAGAUAAUCAUAUAUUUGUAGACAAGUUUGAUCCAUAUGAUCAAUCAUUUAGUUCUAAUAAAAACACAACUCUGCUUGAUGAUUGGGUGUUUACAAGAGUAAAGGACUUAUUUGAUAAGUCCCAUGCUGAUCCUGGACUGUAUGAGCGGUUGCAUAAGGACAAAAUUAUAUUUUUUCUUCACUUACUUGGUACUGACACUUCAGGGCACACACAUAAGCCAAAGACAGCAGACUUUUUGACAACAAUAAAGUUUGUUGAUGAAAAUAUUAAAGAAAUAGAAAAUAAAAUAUCUACAUACUUUAAUAAUGAUGGCAAAACAACAUUUCUUGUGACUUCAGACCAUGGAAUGACAGAUUGGGGAUCACAUGGUACUGGAGAUCAUCAUGAAACCCAAACUCCAUAUGUGCUAUGGGGUGCAGGUGUCAAACAAGUAACACAAGACAACAUUGAAAAUGAUCCUGAGAAUUAUUUAAUGUCCCUUACUCAUAGAGUUGAUAUCAACCAAGCUGAUCUUACACCCCUGAUGGCCAGUUUCCUUUCAAUCCCAGUACCUGUGAACUCAAUUGGGAAACUAGUGCCAGGCUUGCUUGACAUGUCAUUGGCAAACAAAGCUAAGGCCAUAUACAGUAAUAGCCGGCAAUUGCUAUCACAAUAUAACAAGAAACGACUCGAUGUUGAGGCUAAUGCUAUUUCCUUUUUAUAUCAGCCGUACAAACCAUUGGAUGCAGCAAAAGUUACUGAAAUAACAGAAUUUACUGAAAAGCUUUUACAUAAAGAAGAAUAUGAAAAUCUUAUUAGUUUUAGUAAUGAAAUAGCUGAGCUAAGUUUGAAAGGACUGGAUUAUUAUCACAAUUAUUAUCAGAGACCGCUGUUAUUAACUAUUACCUUGUCUUUUAUUGGAUGGAUAUUAUAUUUGCUGAGAUUCAUACUUGAACAGACCUUAGACUUUGAUGAUGAAAAAAUUAUAAACAGAAGUAGUAGAAUAUUGGAGAGGUAUAUAAAAAGCUUGCUAUUGCUUCUAUCAGCAAGCUCAUUGACAAUAAUCUGUGUACAGAAGCUACCAUUGCAGUAUUAUAUUUAUUUUCUUUUGCCACUUUUGCUAUUGUGGUAUGCUUUAAUACCAAUAAAUAUUUGGGUUAAAACUUGGAAGAAGAUGGAACAUCAAGAGAAUUGGUUCACAUUAUGUAUAGAGGCUAUAUCUUACACUUCUGGGUCAAUAUUAUUGGGGAUGUCCUUUACACAUAGGUGGCUUCUUAGCAUUCCCCUAUUAGGUAUGGGCUUGUGGCCAUUUUUUUCAUCCUACAAACAUCUACUAACAAAGCCGUUGUGUUUUGCAUGGACUAUGGGAUGUGUGUUUUUAAGUAUGUUUUCAUUUAUGCCAGUUGUUGGCAAGCAGGUGACUAUAGAGUUGGUAAUUGCAGCUGGUUUGUUGUGGUGUAUACCAGUGUGUGCAGGUGUUUAUUUAUUACAUAAUCACACAAGAAGUUGGGAAUCAAGAGAAAUACUAAUCUGUGGUGUGCAAAUAUGCCUUCUACUAUUAUGUUUGUACACAAUAAAUACUCAGUCAACACAUUUCAAAGAUAAACUUCCUAUAUCUGAGCUUUUACAAACUUUGUGUUGGAUUAUAUCAGCAGUAAUACCUAUACUGCCUCUCCUGUACUCAAAGAAGAUAUUAAAUCGCCUACUGGGUAUUAAUAUGUCUAUCCUGAUGUUCUAUCUGCUUUUGUCUGUAUCACACGAAGGACUGUUCAUGGUUACUCUUAUUCUAAGUGUCAACUGUUGGAUGUUGAUUGAAUUUAAACUGUUGGAUUUAGAAAAAGUUAAGAUUCAUCAAGCAACAUUUGGUACAGAUAAUGAGAAUGAGAAAAGUCUAACACACAUAGAAAGAAGUGUAAGCAGUCACGACUUUAGACGAGCAUUCUUUUUUACUUUAUACAUAAUUCUAGCGUACUUCGGAACAGGGAAUAUAGCAUCUUUGAACUCUUUCGAAGUGAGAUGGGUGAUCUGCUUCACGACCUCAUACAAGCCGUUUAUUAUAACGACGCUGAUAUUGUCGAAGACUUUAGCGCCGUUCCUCAGUGUUGCCUGCAGUUUUAGAGGUAUUCAGCAAUUGACGAAGGCUCCAGUUGGAUAUUUGAAUAUGAUAGUGCUAAUAUACUCCAACAUAAUGGGUCUUCAUCUUCUGUACCAUGUCAAGAACGUUGGAAGUUGGCUCGACAUUGGAAUGUCGAUAUCCCAAUACGUUAUUGUGCAAGUGAUCACAUUAUUCAUUGUAUUAAUAAGUCAAAUCGCAAGAUGGUUAUGCGAAAUUGAAGUGAAAAAUGUUACGAGGAUAUUUGAAAACCGAAAAAAGAAUGUUUAAGUUUAAGCAAUUUGAAGACUUUUUUACAUUUUUAAUAUAAAAGAUAAAACUUA